AUGAAGUGCACUGUGUUUUUCGUUUCCUUAUGCACUGUGGCACUUAACGCUCAACCGUUUGGUAUUGGUGGCAUAGGUCUUGGCGGAAUAGGUACCGGUUUGGGUCUCGGUGGGGUGGGGACGGGCCUAGGUCUUGGUGGCAUAGGAACCGGUCUGGGUCUCGGAGGCGGUGUGGGUAUGGGUCUAGGAGGUAUGGGCGGCGGGUAUGCCAACGGCGGUGGAUUUGGUGGCCAAGGAUUUGGAAGCGGAGCAAGCGGCGUCGGAAAUGCGGGUUACCAGAACUCUGGAGUCGGCGGUUUCCAUAAUAUUGGUGCUCAUAACCAUAGGGUUGUUUCUAUAAAUCAAGCUGAUAAUUCUGGCUUCCACAACAUCGGAGGCGGUUCCGCUGGCGGUUCAGCCGGAUUCGGCGGAAACGGUUUCAACGGAUAUCAAAACGGAGCCUCUCAAUUUGGCAACGGAUAUGGUUCAGGGUCGCAAGGAAUGAUUAUCUAA
Messenger RNA from Leptosia nina, 492 nucleotides. Lineage: Eukaryota; Metazoa; Arthropoda; Insecta; Lepidoptera; Pieridae. The record is from the annotation of a GenBank genome assembly.